AAGGGAAAACCUAAUUAACUUUUAAAUUCCUUUUUCGCUCAUUUCUAAACAUUAAAUCAUUAAGCCUAAAGUUUCUCAAAGUGAAAGGGAAAGGAAGUCGUUCCUUUUCCCUUUUUUUUCUUUAGUAUUAAUAAAUUAAUGUCAUCUUCGGAGACUAACAAUCAUAUUAAAAAUAUGAAUUCCUUUGUACCAAAAUUAUAAAUUAUUUUUCAUGGUACUUAAUUAACCUAACUGUAGACUUAAAUAAAGAAAAGUAUCCUAAUACUGUAAACUUAAAUAAAGAAAAUUAACCUAAUACUAAUUAAAAAAAUCACUAAAAGAUAACAAAUAUAGAAACGCACAAUAAGCCUAUACAUUGCAAACAUGUCAGCGCCUACUAAAAAAACAUUUGAAUUCUAAUUUCUAUUCAGAAAAUGAAUAAUCCUACCCAUCAAAACUCCAAAAUCCAACCCUAAUCUAUGAGUUUAAAAGCCCUCAAGCUCAAUGUCAAAAUGGUAUAACCAAUCCACAAUAAUGGCAGUUCAAUCAUAAAAUCCUACCCUAAUUAUAACGCAAUUGAUAACAUAAUGAUAUAACCAAUCCAACAUAAUGGCAGUUCAAUCAUAAUAUCCAACCCUAAUUAUAUAUAAGUAACAUAAUAAUAUAACAAAUCCAAAAUAAUGGCAAUUCAAUCAUAGAAUUCAAUCCUAAUUAUAACGCAAUUGAUAACAUAACGAGUCAAAGAUUUUUUAAGAUAAAGGUUCGUAUAUUUGUUUUCAUUUUGGUUUUUUCUUCCAUCAUGAUCAUCAUAAUAGCAUCAAAGUUUAAACCCUUGAAUGUCCGGUAAAGGUAAUGCAUCUAGGGGGUCUUAGGCACAAAAUUUAGAUACCAAACUCCAAGCUUUGACAUGUGACAUGUGACAUGGAAUCACAAAUCUUUAAUUAUUCCCAUUCUUUUAACAGAGAGUAAGUAAGAAAUAAACUUGUGGUCUGAAAACUUUCAUUAGGCUAAAAACAAAGACGCAAUAGAGGGUGGAUAAAGUAAUUACAGAACAUAAGAAACUACAAAAAACAUGUAAAGCCAAGGUGACCAAAAUAUUCGCUCAAAAAACACGCCAACUAAAUUUUAAGGUUUUUUAAGAAGUUUCUCUAAAUUUAGGCACCCUUCGUUGUCUCUCUCAUUCUCUACGAGGAAGAGAGAGAAGGAGGUAUUACCGCCACCACAUGAUGGCCCCAUAAUUCGCCUUAUAAAGGUGAAUUUGUUAUGUAUAUAAACACCACUGUACUUGUCUAUUGUCAGAGGGAGAGCGACCGCACUAAGAGUUGCACCAAUGGCCCCUCUCCUGUCCUCUUUUUUUGUGUUCUCUCUUUUGCUUAUUGUUGUUUUCGUGCAAGCCGGUGAACAUCAAUCCACUCCAUUUACUUAUAUGGGCCCGCAAGGACCUGAAAAUUGGGGAAGUCUGUGUCCAAGUUAUGCAGCUUGCUCCAAUGGAAAAUCGCAGUCGCCAAUAGACAUUGUGACGAACCUCGCUGCGACUAGCAAUUAUCAUCAGACACUAGUCAAAAGAUACACUGCUGCUAAUGCUACACUCAUCAACAAUGGAUUUAACAUUGGGGUGCACUUUGAGAAUGGCUCAGGUGGAAUGGCUGUCAUAAAUGGUAAAAGCUACACCCUCCAACAAAUGCAUUGGCAUUCUCCAUCGGAGCACCGCCUCAACGGCCAGCUAUUUGCAGCCGAACUUCAUCUAGUCCAUCAAGCAGACGAUUUCAGCCUCUCAGUCAUAGGAAUCCUCCUCCAAUACGGCGAUCCCGAUCCCCUGCUCCAGCAGGUACAAGACAAAUUGGCGGCGUUAGCGAAUGGAACCGGCACCAACAAAGAGGUUUACGUUGCACUCGGAGACCUAGAACCAAAGCUCGUGAGGAAGAACAAAUAUUACAGAUACACCGGCUCUCUCACCACUCCUCCCUGCACCGAGAACGUCAUGUGGACCAUUCUCGGCACGGCGAAGACGAUUUCGAAGGAACAGAUAAAAGCACUAAAGUUGCCAUUGGCUCCGGUCUACAAGAACAACGCCCGGCCAGUUCAGCCGCUUAACGACCGGAAGGUUGAGAUUUUCGAGGAGUAGUCAAAUCUCUCUCUCUCCCCCUCUCUCUAUCGGCGCCAUCUUUUGCCGCUCAAUUAACAAUCGAUUUAAGCAAAGUGAAUUUUUUGGCUUGCGAA
Messenger RNA from Cucurbita moschata (crookneck pumpkin), 2199 nucleotides. Its product is annotated as alpha carbonic anhydrase 1, chloroplastic-like. Bases 1310 to 2104 code for a protein of 264 amino acids. Gene Ontology annotation, molecular function: carbonate dehydratase activity; zinc ion binding. NCBI's taxonomy places the organism in Eukaryota, Viridiplantae, Streptophyta, Magnoliopsida, Cucurbitales, Cucurbitaceae. The record is from RefSeq and is a predicted model, not a curated record. The transcript is spliced from 6 exons.